AUGUCAGAUAUACCGGCUACUCUAUUUAUCAAAUCCAGAAGUAAUAUUACAGCUUUAAAACAACCAAAAGAAAUCGGGUGUUAUUCAAGAAAAUCUAAAUCAAUAAUAUCAACAUCAUCAUCACCGACAGAUUCUAAUAGUAUUACCGCCGUUAAGAGUAAAAUUUCCGUACAUUAUGAAGCCAGCUAUUUAAUUAAUGAUCAUUCGUAUUUAAAUUACUAUUAUUUGCCAGAUGCAGACGUUGAUAAGAGAGUUAUUAAAUUGUCAACUGGUUUUACCAAGUUUAAAAAUGCUACUCCUAUCAAUGAUUGCUCGUUGGAUGGGUUAUUAAAAACAAUUAUUGAAUUAGAAAAAGAAAAAAAAAAGAAGGGGUCUUCGAGCAAUAGGUACGGUAAUUAUGACAUAAUUACAUUUAGAGGUAUAAUAAAAUCUUUGAUAAUGUGUUUUAACAAUAAUCCGUAUAAUAAUCCCAUUAACUUACAGAUUUGUACUUUUGAUAACCAAAUUUUUAUAAAAAACAUAGAUGAAAGCCACAGUAACAAAGAAACAGAACUUACGAAAGAAAAUUUGUUUUCGCAAAAAAUUCUGUAUUCUGGUUAUAAAUUUGAAAGUUGUUGCACAUUACCUGAGCCAUUGCCGUAUGUUACUAGGGAGAAAUUGGAGAAAAGAUACAAAAAAGUUGCCAGUAACGAUGAGCAAUACAUUUCGAUUGUUAAAACAGGAAUCAGUUCCUUUAAAUUGAUUUUAGCUGGAGAGGUAGACGCUGUAUAUGAUUUUUAUGAAGAUUCGCCACAAAAUGGAGACAAUUUAAAGCAUUAUCUGGAAUUGAAAAGUAGCACCCAAAUUAUUAAUCAGAAUCAGGGCAGAAAAUUUGAAAACAAGUUAUUUGGUGCGUGGUUACAAUGUUUCCUAAUGGGUAUACCAAGGAUUACCUAUGGUUAUAGAGACGAUGAGUUUAAUUUGAUUGCAGUUGAAGAAUUUCAAACGGUUGAGAUCCCGGAACUUUUUAAAAACCAAAAUUCGAACUUACAAGCUUAUUUUGUAGAUUGUAUCAAGUGGUACGGAUGCGUUAUGGAGUGGUUGAUGGCUAAUAUUGACAAGAGCCAAGAUGAUAAUUAUUAUAGAUUAUGGUAUCAAGAUAAUCAUUUAAAAUUGGUAAAAAUUGCAUCAGAUAGCGAGGAGAUUAGCAAGUACAAAUAUAAUGAAAUAGUAUCAAAGGAGUUUAGAGAGUGGAGAAAACCUCGGUCAGAAUAG
Saccharomycodes ludwigii is the source of this 1254-nucleotide messenger RNA. It is a transcript of the gene RAI1, whose product is annotated as decapping nuclease. The record is from RefSeq and is a predicted model, not a curated record. NCBI's taxonomy places the organism in Eukaryota, Fungi, Ascomycota, Saccharomycetes, Saccharomycodales, Saccharomycodaceae. The transcript has a single exon. The coding region runs from base 1 to 1254 and encodes 417 amino acids. Gene Ontology annotation, biological process: nuclear-transcribed mRNA catabolic process; NAD-cap decapping. Gene Ontology annotation, cellular component: cytosol; nucleus. Gene Ontology annotation, molecular function: mRNA 5'-diphosphatase activity.